This is a messenger RNA of Sitophilus oryzae (rice weevil), 1047 nucleotides long. Its product is annotated as putative inorganic phosphate cotransporter. Gene Ontology annotation, molecular function: transmembrane transporter activity. Gene Ontology annotation, biological process: transmembrane transport; monoatomic anion transport. The coding region runs from base 5 to 970 and encodes 321 amino acids. The record is from RefSeq and is a predicted model, not a curated record. NCBI's taxonomy places the organism in Eukaryota, Metazoa, Arthropoda, Insecta, Coleoptera, Curculionidae. The transcript has 4 exons.
ACCCAUGUUACCGGUAGUGGCUUCCUUCGUCAGCACCUGGAUACCGCCGUUCGAGCGUAUCCUGCUCGGCGGAAUGGUGUACUGCGGCACGAACCUGGGCAUCAUAUCCAGCAACGUCUUCACCGGCCUCAUCAUCGAUCUUACGGAUAGCUGGCCCAUGGCUUUCUACAUCUGGAGCGGUAUAGCCUCCGGCUACUGCGUUUUGCACCUGCUCUACGUGUACUCGUUUCCCGCCCAUCAUCCCAAUUUGUCAACGGAGGAAUUGGACUACCUCAAUAAAUUUCUAGUGCCCAAGCGAAAACUGAAGACCCCAUGGAGGAAGAUCUUCACCAACAUUCCGUUUUGGGCCAACCUUUCGGGCCACACGGGUCACAACUACAUCUUCCACACGCUGUUCACCUACUUACCCACCUACAUGAAGGAGAUCCUCCAGUUCGACAUCACCCAGAACGGUCUCUACAGUUCGGCGCCCUUCAUGGCCCUGUGGCUCAGCGCCAUCACGCUGAGCAUCACGGGGAACUACAUAGUGCAUUCUAUGAGGUGUAUGAAUCCGCUGAUGUUCACCAGAAUCUUCGGAUUGGUUUCAAAUGUGGGAUCGGCGUUACUGAUGGCAAGCGCGGUGCACGUGGGCUGUUCCAGAGCAUGGACCAUCGCCUUCUACAUCAUGGCCAUGGCGAUAAAGUCCUUCUACUACAUGACGAUCAACAUCAACACCAACGAGCUGUCGAGAAACUACGGAGGCAUCUUGUUCGGCGUUUGCAACUUUGUCGGAUGUUUGUGCGCCAUUGGUGGCAACGCCUUCAUAGGAGCCGUAACCAAAAACAGAAAAAUAAGCGAAUGGCAGCUAGUGUUUUGGGUGAACCUAGGCGUCGCCGUUGGCACUUCGAUCAUUUUUUUUAUAUUAUCGUCGUCAGAGAGACAAGCCUUCGAUUAUGACGAGGAAGAGGAAACGCCGCCUAGCGGACACUAAAAAGUUAUUAGACAUUUAGGAUAGAGAUUAGAUCUGUAGAACUUUUGACCAAUAUAAGGCGAAACUAAGAAAAUGAA